ACUUUCAGAGGUUGUGAGUUCGCUGCUCCUUCAGCUAGCCAGUCCAUUUUGGUGCAAUCUUAACCCCCAAAAAAAUUCCUUGCUAGCACACAAGCAGGUUGGUCUGUGGCGGUUUGAGAAGCUUAUAUGGGGUGGGGAAGUAAGGGAUUAGUUGGGUUAUGAACUAAAAAUUGGGUGGGAGGUUAGGUGAAGAACUGUUGGAAAGCCAGAGCUGAGUAUCUGGUUAAAAUGGUUAGCUACACCACAACAAAAUUAAGACCCCCAAAAAGUAGGUAUACAUACUAACUUCACUAACCUAGAGAUAAAUUCGGAGAAUUUGAAUUAGUGCAAACUUUACAAUUUUUCACAGUACAGUAAAACACAAUUGGGUUCUAAUAAAGGUUACCAUUUCUAUUAGACCUGCAUUACAAAUAACAUUAUCCUAAAUCUUAAAGUCUUUUAUCAAAAGGAUUAAUUUCCAGACCCAGAAAUCAAAGGCACUUUAAAAAAGUCAUGUUCCCUGUCUCCCACAUUUUCGUUACUCAAAAACACCCUGGAAUUCAGAGACAGAAAACUUUUUUUUUUAAUUCAGUAAAAACGACACCACCUGCCUGAAUUUGAUGAGUUUCUGACUGCGUGGCGCUUGAAAUAAUACAUUUGUGCUAUAUAUGCAUUUCUUCUCUCCUUUUUUUUAACCCUUGGUAGUGAGGUGUUCUUUUCUAGGCCUCCUUCACCCUCCCGCCCUCCGCAUUCUACCUUUCCAAGGCAUGGGAAGGUGCAUCCUCGCUGGGGUUCCUGCCAGCGCCUCCUUAGUACCUCUGGCCAGCAGCCGGUGAAACGACGCGCCCUGGACAUCCAUUAACGUUUAUACUACAUCUCUGCCGCACCCCCCAAAGCUUCUCCUGUUACCGCCGCCCCACGCUCCCCCACUCGCCUGCACACUGGCAAGCACAUUGGGGGGAAAUUUUGGAACAGAAGCUCCGCCCAUCCUCCGCUCUCCCGCCUGCACAAAACCGGGCUCAAAUACCCCACCUCGGGCCGCCGAACGCGAGACUCCGCCUGCAGCUGCCGCCUUUCGGAUCCACCUUAAAUCUUCAGUGGACUCAGCGCAGGGGUCAGUGGGCGCAGCCAAUGCCAAUCAAGUUUACAACCACCAGCACGGGAGGGGGAAAAAAAAAGAGGAAAAAAAUAAUCUGUAAGUUCUCCAGUCCACACGCACAGUCACACGGACGCACGCACUCACAGACACUAACACAAAAAAGGAAGGAGGGGGUGGGGGGCCGGGCGCGCCAGAGAAAGGGAAGAUGUUUGCAAAAUGCUGCUCUGAGCUCGGCGCCCGUGGCCCGAGCGCUCGGGGAAGGCGCGCGGGAGGCGCGGCCCGGCGCGAGCGCCAUGAUGGUCGCCGCGGAUCGGGGCCUUUUCUGGAGGGGGAGCUGCAAUGAUGCAAUCCCCCGGCCCGCGUCCCGGCUGCGCGCCCUGCUCCUGCCUUUUCUUAACGUUCCUUUACAGGCACGUCGACGUUUCGCGCCCAGCACGCGUCGAUAUUUUUCUGUAUUUUUUUACUUUCCGAUUCCUGCGCACUCUGCGUGUGUCCCCACGCGAGACAGGCCUGGGGCGCGGGUGACCGCGCGGGACGAGUUUACGUGUAAACGCUCCACUUUCGGUUCCGCUGGGUCUGACGGAGGCUGACCCCACCCCGCCCCACCCCCAAGCGAGCCGAGGCCCCGAAGGUCCCCCAUCCCGGGGCGGGGGCUUCUAGCGUGACCGUGGGCCCUGUUUCCCUGCCCCACCCCCACCCCCACCCCCAGCUUCGCUUGCAGGAUUUUUACCUUGAUUUUGGCCCGGAGGGAGGGGACCGGGGCGCAGGGUGUGGCUCAGGUGAAGGAGAUGGCAAAUCAGAAAAAGAAAUUCAUACUCCGCAAAAUUGAUCAGAGAUCCUAGACGAGAUUUUAGGACAUAUUUUGCAAGCCGGAAAAGCUUGUGAAGAGCAAGUGUCUACGGUAACGAUGAUGAAGGUGACAUGGCGAAGGCAGCGUUCCCGGCCGCCAGGAAAGGUCGCUCGGCGCGGCCCGGGGCGGUGGGCGCACCUUGGCCUGAAAGGCCGCCCACCCCGCUCCCCUUGUCGAUUUCCUUGGUACCCUCUGUCCCCCAGUCAUACCCCUGGACCCACAUUUCCCUAGUUCUUUCCUGCGCCGGUGCCCCGCACAGGAUCGAAGUGGAUGCGCUGGGGAAACCCUGCAAAGCGGGUGUAGGGGAGGAAGCGACCCCCGCAAGCGGCUGUGGCGCUCGGCCCUUCAGCGCGCGGCUGCGGCCCUCUAGGGCGGCCGGCGAGCCGGGAAGCCUUUCGAAAUGCGCGGGGCUGCGGAUCAUUGGAGCCCGGGGUGGGGGUGGGAGCGGGCUGCCCUGGAGGGUCCACAAAUUCGGAAAGGUUCUCCCCUUCGCUCAAAUGCCCCAAGCGCCCUGGGAUGGGCAGGGUGCUGCUUUGAGGGUCCGAAUGUGGAGAAGAAUGGGGGUUUUCGCUUCUUUCGGAGCCCAGACGAGAGGUGAUGAAGGAGGAAAAUUUCUGAGCAACCGCCCAACCCCGCUGCGCGGGCCGAGGCGCAGCCGCCCUCCACGGCCUGCGGGCGCCCGAGCGCGGGAACUGCGCCCAGAGACCCGGACGGUGCGGGAGCUGCAAGUUGCAGCCAAGGAACGAGACUCACUGGCCAACUUGUCCCAAGGCGACAGCCAGCCAGGCCCGCAAAUGCCGCGGCUGGCGGGCGCGGGACUGCGGGACAGUUUGAGGAGACGACGGCGCAGUGGCCCGGGUAGCGGGGCAGGGGUGGCUGGCGCCAGCGGCCGCAUCCCUCUGAGGGACGCUCACGGCGGGCCCCGCAGUCCGGAGCCCGCGUCAGGACGUUCCAAACCCCUGGGACGCAUUUGAAGACUUGACACAGACGUGUAAAGGAUCGACCCAGUGACGGGGGGCGGGGGGGCUGCGUUCCUGUGAACGUGCCUAGGGCGGCAAGCAUCCACUUCUUGCUGGCCCUGCACGCCUAAAAUGCAAUCUCUGAAAAUUCACAUUACAGAUGUCUCUUUAGGAAAGGAAAAUGGGGGUAAAGGCAGCAAUUAAGGGAAGAUUCCCCCCCCCCCGCACCUCUUUAAAGACACAUUUUAAUUUUAAAGUACCCUUUUUGGCUCAGACAAACUCGUUUUAUUUCACUAUUUCCUGACAACCCGUUUUGAAUUGUUUUUCUUGCUUUCUCAGCGCCUUCCUGAAAAACAGCCUGUACGCGUGUUUUGAAUAGAGCCACAAAAACCCCUUUAGGCUUUAAUUAAAAUAAUACCUAAAGGGAAGAUGUAGCCCAGCUACAGAGGAUCUACUUUUCCCUUCCCGGCAGCCGAAGAGAGUCAACCCUUCUUAAAAAAAAAAAAAGUAACUUUGGGUCAAACUAAGCUCGAACUAUGGUGUUUAGAGCCCCUUUUGGGGUGCAAUAAUGUGAUUACAAGUAUUUGAGGGAACUGUUUAACCCAAAUUUAGAUUUUUGCAAUUUAACCAUUUACAGAUUCCUGGAAAAAAAAAACUUACUUUUACACCUCAACCACAUUUCUUGAGAAUGUGGUAUUACAGGAAUUAUUUUAGUAAAUCUGUCUUUAAAUGACUUGUUGAAAUUUUUUGUUUAAGUAAAAAAAUCUCUCUCCCUGUCAUGUGGACAUGGGGACCCAAAACCCACACAGAUUUGGUAUUUAGAUUAACUAGUUUGGGGUUGUGUAGAUAAUAACCAAGAGAUUUAUAAAUUGAGGAAUUAGUGUAACCAGUUUAUUUGAAGAAUGCCUAUUUUAUCUAAAUUAGCGUGGAAUGCAUCCAAAUUUCUAAAAGACUUCUGAGUAUUUUGGGCAAGAGGUGUAGAUUAGGUGGUGUGAACAAUUGCUCGAAUUCUUCACAACACUGCAUGUGUAAAUACAGAAUUUA
Molecule: messenger RNA, 3931 nt
Organism: Manis pentadactyla (Chinese pangolin)
Lineage: Eukaryota; Metazoa; Chordata; Mammalia; Pholidota; Manidae
Exons: 2
Coding region: 2000-2902 (300 amino acids)
Source: RefSeq, a predicted model, not a curated record